UUUUAUAUUUGAGAUUCCCUACGGAAAAUGAACUUUGCCAAUGAUAAUCCCAUUCAGGGCGGUCUUCCCCAAUUUUCGGAAAUUACUUCACGAUCAAAUUCCGUGUCAAAUGCUGGAUUCACAAGUAGUAGUGCAACGCAAUUGGAUGCUUUACAAACUGCAAUUUAUACCACUGCACCAGGCUCGAAUCAAUCAAAGCAACAGAUUCUGGUUAAUCCAUCUAGUAAAUAUCCUGGAACAAUAUUAGCAUGGCCCGAUGCAAAUACCUUAAUGCAACUCUGUGAAAAACAGGGUAUUCAAGCUAUAAACAUUCCAAAUUAUAGUCAGAACAGUGCAACUUUGCUCAGUAUGCAGCCAAAUACAUUACCCGUAAGAAUUAUACCCAAUAUGUACUUGCCAACGACAUCACAAACUGAAAUGAAUGCUGUCAAACAUGAAUCUGAAGUUAAUAAUGAAGCUGAUGCUGGAAACUCUAAUGCGGACUCUCAAAUUCAAUUUCAGCAACAAAGUGUAUCAAUGGCUGAAUAUUUUCAAAAAUUACAAGCAACAUCACUUCCUCUAACACUGCAACAGUUGAUUAAAAUACAGUCUGAUCAAACUCAAAUAAAAAAAGAAAAGGAUGAAGAGCAGAAAGUUGAACAAGCGCAAAGUAUACUAAACAUCCCUACUGUACCGGUCCUUAGAACGACUCAGGUACAACAAAAUGGAAAUCAUUUCAUGAGUGCGGAACACAUGAUAAUGGGAAUAAAUCCCAAUGAAAUGAAUCUGCAUAUUGAAAGCCAGCAAGAUAAUCCUAUAGACAAUAAUACACAAGUACAUCCUAUCAAAGUUGAACAGCAAAUACAAACGGAUUCCCCGAAAACAGAACGAAAAAUGAAAUUCAGGGCGAAAACUGGUGAGAUUAAAAUUACAGUUGCCUUAGAUGGUUCUACUCUAUACUGUUGUCCUGAGUGUAACCUAGCGUUUGCUGAGAAAUCUGACAUCGAACAACAUAUCCAGGGACAUAUACAGGAAAGGAAAUAUCAAUGCAAAGAGUGUGGCGCUAUGCUAAAAAGAAAAGAACAUUUGGAUCAACAUAUGCGUGGUCAUUCGGACGAACGACCAUUCAAAUGUCCCGUGUGUCAAAAAGCAUUUAAACGUAAUGAACAUUUAACAAGACAUUAUGUGAUUCAUUCUGGAGAUAAAAAUUUCUCGUGCAGUGUUUGCCAAAAGGCAUUUUCGCGUAAGGAUCAUUUAAACAAACAUACCCAAACACAUUUGGGUAUUCGUAAAAGUAAAGCCAAGAAAGACAACGUCUUUGGAGAGAACAAAGACAUUCUGGAGAAGAGUAUAGAUACGGCAUCCCCAGGUAUCAAACAGGAGAUGAACUUCAUUACAAAGGAUGGUAACUUCGUUAAGCAGGAAUACAGUUUUCUACAGCAUAUCCAAAGCCUUCAGAAGGAUCCGAAUCUACUUCAGACAUUCUCAGCAUUCAAAGAACAAGCUCUUAGAGAGGGCGUAAUGCUACAACAACAAGCAGUUAACAUGAACGAAAUUCUGCCACAGAAUACAAGAUAUUUAAUGCCAUCUUAGUUUUAAAUUAGAUUUUUCACGCAAGUUUCCAAAGCAAUAAUCUGACAGUGAUUGAUGAUACUCGUGCGAAUAUUUGUAUUUAUCCAAAAUAUUCGGAUAUUUCUUUCUUUUCGUUUACUUUUAUCCUGGGGUUCGAUCAUGUAUUUUUACUUUCGAUGAAGCUAACAGUUGACAGGUGUAAACAACAUUAAAUGCAUAGAUUUGCUAAUCUAUUAAAUUUUCAUAUUUUCAUUAAAAUGAAAAUACAUAAUCCUGCCUCUAUCUCAAAACUGCUUUAUGGUCACUCUUGAAAAACACGCAUUUAUAUGCCAAGGCGCAAGAGACGGUCUAGAUUUCUAAUACUUUGAAAAUAAAAUAAACUGCCGCAGUACCAAAAGAAGCAGUUUACAUGGCCAAGAAAACAGAGGUGUAGAAUAAUUAGAGAUUAGGAAAAUCGAUGUAGAAGCGAAUUCUUCCAAAUGAAGCAAUGAAUAUUGCUAGUAUGAGGAUUAGAAAAAUGGCUGCCAGCCUUAAAUAGUGCAAACGCACCGUGAACGAUGCCUUAGCAAAAUUCGCGACAUGACAAGUUCGCGGUGUUUCUUGAGGGAUGUAUUAUUAUUUUGUCUUCUACGUCAAGUAUUCCUGCAUAUUCGGGAAUUCCCGGCUUCCCCGGGUAACAGCGAACAAUGGACGUUUUCGUAAAGCUGCUCCAAGCGUAUUCUGGCAUUAGUAAAAACAGGAAACAGUCGCACAGGUACCCGUGUGAUAAACGAAUCAAAGAGCCUAAAUACGCUUAAAGCAUAUUUACAAUCUCGCUAUACAAUAAGAAUUAUCUUGACUCGUAUCAGUCAAUGACUGCUCCUUGGCCACAAAUUACUAUAUUAUAAGAUCAUAAGACUAGCUUUAAAUGAAAUAGUUUUCGAAUGAAUCUAGUCUACAGUCACAAUGCUAAUAUUUGCAUUACAUUGAUUGCAAAGCGAGUAACAUUUUCAUUGUGAUUAACCAUGACUUUAUCAUGUUGCAUCUGAUAGUCUCUUCCAUAAUGAUAUUAAAUUUGAAUAUUUUUACCAAAUAAUUAUACGAAAUACUCCAUUGCUUACGAUAUUACCAUGAUGCUCACUAGUGCAGACGUUUCUUUACUCUUUUCUUUUUUGUUUUGUUAUCAACGAACCAUUUUUAUUUCGAUUAUGCAUCGAAUUAAUUUCAUGUCUUUGUUUUUGUAAGACUUUUAUUGUCAGUUUUUCCCUGGAAAUUUCAACACUACAUAACACAGACAAUAUUUUCUCAAUAAUGAUUCUCUCUUUCUGAUUCUUAAUAAAACUCGGCACUACUCCACUGAUAAAAUGCCAAGUACUUAUGCCAAUAGAUGAAUAAGAACGCAUGAUUGAAUAUUCUGACAGAAUUUAACACUAAAAGUACCAUCGACGGGUCAUUUGACCCUUUUAAAGCCAAUAAUACAUUUAUCAAAAAUGGUCGGUAUGUUUAGUGUUAAUAAGUCAAACCAAAUAGUCUGUAUGCAUAGGGUUUGGCCAUUACAAGUUUUUUUAUGAUUCGAUUAAGCUUUCAUUUGCACGCGCCAUUAUACAAAGACUUUUGUACGAGUAACGUGGACGAUAAAACUGCCGGAAGUCGUAAACGACGUCGAAUUGUCCGUUGAAAUUUUGUAAAUAGAUAUAUGACAAAGGAUCUACCUAUUUAAUUUUUUUAGUCUAGGUCCCAAGUCAUACCGAAUGAUAAUAGAACCAAAGACUUUACUUGUAUGUAAAUCUCAGUAUUUUAAUCGUUUGAUCAAUUAUAAUUCACUUACUCAAUCGGCGAUUGUCCUUUAACGCCAUUAAUCAUUUUAUAUUUUUAUAAACAAGAUAUUUGUACCACCUUGUCUUUUUUUAAGCGAUUGAUUAGAUUAAGUGAGUUUUGCGAAUGAGCAUUUUUUGCAUUUCACGAAACGGUACCGAUUACUCAACAAGCCAUUGUUACAUGUAUGAUAUACUAAUUGCCAAAAGAUGAAGAUGAAAAAUGACUCAUGUAUUUUUCAGACGGAAAUAUUUUUGAAUAAAAUAAACGUAGUCAAAGUCAA
Molecule: messenger RNA, 3628 nt
Organism: Cephus cinctus (wheat stem sawfly)
Lineage: Eukaryota; Metazoa; Arthropoda; Insecta; Hymenoptera; Cephidae
Product: zinc finger protein 860
Exons: 4
Coding region: 28-1572 (514 amino acids)
Biological process (GO): regulation of transcription by RNA polymerase II
Molecular function (GO): RNA polymerase II cis-regulatory region sequence-specific DNA binding; DNA-binding transcription factor activity
Source: RefSeq, a predicted model, not a curated record